Molecule: messenger RNA, 7926 nt
Organism: Symbiodinium sp. CCMP2592
Lineage: Eukaryota; Dinophyceae; Suessiales; Symbiodiniaceae
Source: the annotation of a GenBank genome assembly
AUGGACAAUCCCAAUUCGCAAGAUCGACCAAGUGUCGAUCAACAGGUUAUGGUUAGCCCAAAUGCUGCCGAUGUGACUCCGAACGAGAUCCCGCCCGCCGGACGGUUUCCAGAUGGGCCUGCUCCGGGUUUGAUGAAUGGUGUGGAUCGCCCCGUAAGGGGACCUCAUGACAUGGAUGGAGAAACAGUGAGUGGAACUGUCCUUGAUGAUCACGGAGCACAGUCUACUGAAGCUGCUGCAAGGAUGAACCCCCGCACAGUUGGGGAUUUCCUUGAGGGUCCUGGAAGGACAGCUGGCACGAGUGGUGGACUGUUGAGUGGUUUGGCGAGGGUCGUUCAGGCGAUUCCAGCUGCGGUGGAGAGCGUAGUGCCGAGUGUGGCGCCCAAGGCCACGGGAGCAACUGGAAGAAUGGUUUCUCCAAGUAGUCAUGAUGCUGUUGAGUAUGCGUCGGUGAGGUCGUCGUGGAGUGCUGAUCCAAGACCACCCCAGCCUACGCAACUGCCGGCGACCCCUUUGCUUACGGAGUCAAUGGUUGCGCGGAUGAGAGAACUGGAAAGGGCGGCCCCGCUGUUGUAUCCAAGGGCGGAUCCGGCACCGUAUUCGGUUCAGCAUCCACCUUCGUCAGCUUCGAGCGACAUUCAGGCGGAAGUUCGAAGGCAACUUUCUGAGCUGAUGGCGAUCAGGGACGAAGAAGGCCGGAGACUGCGAGCUCAAGUGGAAGCGCUGGCUGUAGAGAACAGUGAGCUUAGAGGUAGGCUUGUGGAAGAUGUACAGGGUAGAAACCAGUUUCAUCAUGCAGAGACCGUGGUACCAGGUUUCCCCGGCUUGAGUUGGAUAGGUGCGUUGGCAGAGAGUUUCCCGACGCAUGGAAACGAUGAUUUUGGCGUCUACCCCAGCCGGGGCCUCAAGAGUAUCCAGGACCCCCCCGCCGGGGCGGCCUUGCAGUCGAACCCAGAGGUGAGCUUCCGUGUAAGUUUGAGUAGGGCGUCCUUGCAUGUGGACAUGAAUCCUGAUGAAGAUAAAGUGAUGAAGUUGCAUGCACAGAUCCUGAGUGAGCUAGAAGCCAUAAACCAUAGAGGGGUGAAGGAUAAAGAUGCCGACAAGGAAAAGGAUCGCGCUAAGGAGGCAGCAGCGCAGGCUAAGGUGAAGGGCGUUGAUCAGGCGUUGAAAAUGAUUGCCGAGCUUGAAACCAAAAGGUUGGAGGCAUUCCAGGAGAGUGUGCAAGACCUUGAGUGCCAGAUUGAGCACUUGCAAGCGGAACCUGAUCCUACCCACCUCUUGCGCAAAUUUGUUGAGACCGGAGACCGGGGCGAUUUGUUGCAGGCGUUGAUGGCACAACCGUACUUGUCCGAAGUUCCGGCUUCAGUAAAGGCGUGGAUGGCCGAAGGUAUAGGUUCCACCGAUGCCAGCAGCGGACGCAGUUUGUUGAAGGCCUUACCGUUGAGGAGGUCAGCUCGACGAGCACUGCUCCAGUCGGAUAGGUGGUUUGUGCACCUGUGUGCCGGAGCCCCGAAGCAGGAGGAUCCAAUUUCUGAAUGGUGUGCCGAAAGAGGUUUGAUUCCUUUGACAGUUGACCUUCGUGAAAAGGGAGGUAAGGGAUGGGACUUGACAAGGAGAAAUGGCGUGUGGCGCUUGCUUCUAUGGGCGGCCGCUGCAGGAAAGAUCGCCUGCCUUUUCUCGUCUCCACCUCUAAAGGCUGACCCUGCGAAGGAGGUUCUCAGGUAUCAAGAUCGGGUGUUAUGGUCCUUGGCAUCGGUUGCGAAUGGCAAAGGGAUCCCGUUUGUGAGUGAGGUGUCGGGCAUCAAGGAUGCUUCUGUCGAAAGGUUUGUGCAAUGGUCUGGCUCAGAGUUGGUGGCCUUUUAUCAAGGUGCCCUAGGAGCGUUGCACGCGAGACCUACGCGAAUCAUCACCAAUUUGCCGCUGAAUUUCCUUCAACACUUGCCUAUCAAGGGCUCCACUGACUCUCCAAGGGAAGGACCGGUUUGGACAGUUGAAUUUCGUAGGGAGCUUGUGAGUGCCUUAAAUGGUAUCCCUGCUGGUGCUACCUGCGAGAGGCUUGAUGAUAUGAUCCGUGCGGCAAGGCCUUCCACUCAUGAGGUUGAUCGGGCACAAAAGACUGCUGAGUUGGAGGAGGAAAGACUUAACUGUAUGUUUGAGGCUGAGAGUGUGCUCUCCUCUUCAGACGAAGACGAAGAAUCUCCGAUCACCGAAGACGGCUGUCAAGAGGAGGAGGAGAUCCCACAGGUGCGUGAGGUGAAGGAACUAUCUAGGGCCGAACUUGAGCGCUGGAGGAGUCAUGUGAUGAACGGACAUGUUCCGUACCGCAAGGAUUGCCGGCAAUGCGUUGAGGGUUCGGGUUUAGGUCCUUUUCAUUCGAAAGUAAAGCACCCUAGAUCAUACGCCUUGUCCAUAGACCUUUUUGGUCCGGUUCCAGCUACCGAAGCGGGUAGAGAUGAGUCCUGUGUUACUGGAAAGUGCCUCAUGAGAUACGGGCUUAUCGGGGCGUUUAGAAUACCUAAGACGGUUUUAACCUCGCCGCCAAAGGCUAAUGGAGUUGAUGAUCUGUUCGGUAGGCCGGCUCAGGAGGAGGUUGUCCUUCCUGAUGAUGCAAAGGAUAGCUUGUACGAACCGUCUGAGCCUGGGGAAGACUUAUUUCCAGAGCUAGCGGUUGAGGCUGACCCUCCUUUGCCACCUCCAAAGGAUCCCCCGAGCGCUUUUGCCAUAGAGGUUGAAUCUUUAGAACUCGAUCCUGAGGAGCCGAAACUUGAUGAUGAUGCCUUAAAAGAGCUGGUGCAAGAGUUGUCAGAGCCAACUGAGCAAGUGGUGCUGAGAUUCUUCCUUCCGCUAAGAACAAAGGCUGGUCCUGAGGUUACGGAAGCGGUCCAGCGCUUGAUACUUCACAUCGGGCGUGAUUACCCCGUGCGAAGUGUUCACCAUGAUCCAGGCACCGAGUUUUCCACUACUGUCCUCGCCAGAUGGUUAGCUGAAAAGGGGGUGAGGGUUUCUCAUUCCCUACCGACUGAUAAGAAAGCUAAUGGCUUGGCCGAAAGGACAGUUGGAUGGUUCAAGUCAAGAAUGCGCACGUUGUUGCGUGGUGCCAGGUUACCUACGCAGUGGUGGCCUCUAGCCGGAAGAUGGGCUGCUCACAAGCACAAUUGUGACGUGCUGCAAGUUCAGGGACCUCCGUCCUUUGGACAGCAAGUUCUCCACCGGAUCAAAAGGCCAGCGGAUGGUGCAAAGCCCCUUAUGGAAAGGUGGAUUGAAGCUAGAUAUGCAUGUCCACACCGAUCAAUCACAGAUGGACACGUUUUGAUCACCGGAGCAGGGAGCCUGGUUGCAUCAAAAGGGUUCAAGGUCGGUUUGCUUGACCCAACUGAAUUAGAAGGUCUAAGUCUCCCUAUACUUCAGGAGGAGGAUACGGCAAGCGACCCAGUUGCAGCACAUGCUGGCGACUCUGGUGUUAAGGUAAAGCCCCCAGAAAAAAGGGUUAGAGGUAAGUCCAGGGUAAGCUUCGUUGAUGCUUCUCAGCACGGUGAGGAUGCUGAGGCGUUAGCGUCGCAGUAUCUCUUGGAUGAUGAUGUGUCAAACUCUGCCUUCAGAAGGAUUGUUGAGGCCUUGGCGAAAUCAGAACCCUCCUCCGGAGACCGAAGGGAAGGUGUGGAUGAGAAGUAUGUGCUUGGAGCCUUUUGUCAUGGUGGCCAACGAGGAGCAACGAAACUGUGCAAACGUAGGCCCUUAACCACAAGGUUCCUUAACCACUUCCUCCGGCGUAGGGCAGAGGUAUCACAUUCCCAAGGACCCACCGAGUGGUCAGCGUUGAUGAUUAUGAAAGCUACUGAGGUUCAGCAGCAUAAGGAUGUGCGAAAUGAAUGGGGUUCUAGGAAUUUCUUACUUUGCGUUCCAGGAGAGUUUGAGCUUCACACGACUGAACAGCAUUGCCUCACGGAUCGGGUUGUAAGCUUUGACCCGAGAAUAAUGCAUUCUGUGAGCCGCACUCAGGAUUGGUUUCUUGUGGGGUAUACUCCUUUGGGAACGAGUAAGAUUGAUCCUCAGGUUAAAUCCUUCCUGAAGCAGGUUGGUUUUCGAUUUGAGACUAAUGGGGAACUUGAACCGCGCAUAUCUGCAGUUAGAGCGGACUUUGAGGAGGAGGAAGAACCUGAGGAUGAGUUCCAGGAACCGUCAUCGUCGUCGCAACAUGCUUUACUCGUGGAUGUUGGUCCCGAGUCUGGGCUUGAGGAGGAUGAGCAGAUUGACUCAAUAACUCCUUUGGUCGGAUGGGAUUUUGCUACUCCCGGCGCAUUGAAUGCACCAGCGCCGAAUCUCGAAGAGACAGAUUUGUAUCAGUUUUUGGACGACCGGGGAGUCGCAAGGUUGUAUAGGCAACUGAUGGCGUUGGGUGUUGAAGUUGCUAGUGAUUUAUCCUUCCUGUAUACUGAGGAUCUUGUUGAAAAUGGGAUACCGUUUGAGGAUGCCAGAAGGAUUAUGCAAGGCAUUCAUCCCACCGGUACUGUGAGGCCGGACAAUCCGAAUUUAUGCUCCCUCACUACGGGUGAGGUGCAGCUCCUUGAUCGUCAGCACAGGAAGUUACCUUGGAUCUUUCAGAAUAGGACCUUGGGAUCACAUUCCCCUGCUCCACCAUUGAGGGGAAUAGGAGUAAGGGGUUACGAGAAUGAGGACAGACCAAGGGAGGAGGAUUGGAUCGUGAGUGAGGAAAGACUUAGGAAUGAGGAGCGGUGGAUUGGUUAUACCCAGCAACAGUCUAAUUCCUCAAGUAGCUCGCAGGCCUUCGGCAGCAGUCAUGAACCCAGCGCGAGUUCCUCCGAUCCUGUCAACCCAUUCCCUAGGGAGGACGGCAUACCUACCGGUGGAUGCCAAAGUAGUCUGCCAUCCCUUGACGAGGUCUAUGCGUUUCAUUCAAUGUACAUGCAGGCUUUGUGGGAUGAGGAGGAGGACGUUCUCCCUCCUGGAUACCCAUUGGAGGCUUUGUAUCCUUCCCAAGGAUCACCACCACCACAAGAGGAGAGUAGUGCCAGUGAAGGUGAGGUCAGUGUUCCAGUAGAUGAGCAUGCGUGUAGAAUGGUGGUGAGCGAGGAUUCCGUCAAUCCGGGUGAUGGUAGAUGGUUGGAGCCACAGAUUGAGUCCCAGACUUUAGGUGACCAUAGUGAAGGACCCCGGAUCGGAGUUAGUACCAACGAUCCGUUAUCCGUCAUAAGCCCCAACCGUAGGCUGGCAGAUUCCGGCGCUCAAGUCCUGAAGGUUGAUGAGUCCUUUUACACCAAGGAAGUUGAAGAACUUCUUGCAGGGCUCACCGAAGGUCUCAAGGUUGUUCACAAUGUAUCUCCGGAGGAAAUCCGGAGACAUAUGCCCAAGUGGAUUCCAGCCACUAAAGCAGAGGUCGAGGCGCUUGAGGGAAUGUCAGCAAUCAGGCGUUUGACCGGCGAUGAAGCCAGAUGUGCCCUAGCUCAACGAGAUGUUCAGGUGUUGCCGGCGAAAACUGUAUUCACUGUGAAACCGGGAGCUGAUUCCUGGUAUCGAAGAAAAUGCAGGGUAGUGGGUUGUGGAAACUUUGAAGAAAAGGACCCCAGCCUAGAACUCUAUGCCAGCGGUGUGCCGGCGAAAGCCCUUAGAACAGUGCUAGUAGAGGCAUCCUUUCGUCAGUUCUUGGCCUUUAUCACCGAUAUUAAAAACGCUUUCCUGCUGGCGCCAUUGCCCAAGGAAAUGAUUGGUAAGAUUUUGUUAAGGCCUCCUAAGUUGCUUGAGCAGAUGGGAAUCACACAACCGGGCGAAUACUGGGAAGUGUGUAAGGCAGUCUACGGCCUUCGCCAAAGCCCGCGCUGGUGGAGCGAAUUUAGAGACGCUAUGCUUCGCGAUGCAAAGUGGCAAGGAGCAACGGGUGUGACCCGACUGGUGCAGUCGCGUGCAGAGAGUAAUGUCUGGAAGAUGCUUAAUGAGGAAGGUAAGGUUGUGGGAUUUGUCAUCAUCUACGUGGACGACAUGAUGUUUCUCACAACAAAGGCUGAGGCGGACCUUGCUCAUGAGUGGCUCAGAAGCGUCUGGCAGUGCACUCCGUUAGAGGAGGCCACCGAGCACGCCUCGGUAACCUUCCUUGGGGUUGAAGUUGGUAUUGGCUACGAUAGCUCUGGGAGACGCGGGUUUCUUCUUGGACAAAAGGGGUAUAUUGAUGAGCUCCUGAGAAUGUACGAGAUAAUCCCUAAGCAUCGCACCCCAGUUCCCAGAGAUUGGGUUAGGGAAGCCCCAGAUUUAGAAGAAGGGUUUAGUCCUGAGACCCUCCGCCGAGCACAGCGCAUCACAGGAGAACUGUUGUGGCUGACCCAACGUACCCGGGUAGACGCAGCUUACGCCGUAUCGCUGAUGAGUUCAUGGUGUACUAAGUCUCCGGAGUUUGUUGUGCGUUUGGGGACGAGGCUGCUGCAUUACCUGGGCUCGACAAAGGAGUUGAGGCUCUCCCUAAUACCCGUCUGUGGUGAAAACCGAGUUGUGAUUUACACGGACGCUUCCUUCGCACCCUACGGUUCCCAUAGUGUGUCGGGAAUUUUGGUGGUUUUCCGUGGACGCUCCGUUUCGUGGAAGGCAAAGAAGCAAGCGGUGGUUUCCUUGUCAACGGCUGAGUCAGAGUUGAUUGCCGGGUGUGAAGGCGUUGUGAUGGGCCAGAGCAUUGAGGCAUUGAUAGUUGAAAUCACCGACAACUUAAAUACUAAGUUGUUGUUGGUUGAUAAUUUAGCUGCAAUUGCGUUGGCCGAGGGCUCUGGCACUCAAAGGACGAGACACCUUCGCGUAAGGGCCAAUUUUGUAAGGGACCAGGUUGAGAAUAAAGAACUUGAGGUCGAGCACUGCCCGGGAGAGGUUCAACUUGCAGACCUAUUGACAAAGAUCCUCCCGGGCCCCAGGCAUCAUGCUUUGUCAGGGUUGGUGGGAUUGUGCAGCGACUUAGAACGAGCACAGGUGUCACAGGUCCUGGGAACAGGUGACAACGCCUUGACUGGGUUCUCAAGGGACAAUAGGAUUAAGUUGGUCCUGUUAGUCCUGGUUUGUCAGAUGAUUGAAUCUGAGGCCGCUGAUGAGGACGCUGAGGUUGAACCGUUGAGCCUGGAACUAUCGGUUGUGGCACUGAUGCUGAUGUUAUCGGUUUUGUUUGUAUGGGAAACAGGGAAGUACUGCUUUGGUAGGUGUUGCAGAUUCCAGGGUCCAAGCGUUAGGGCUUUGAGGGCCGAGGACGCUGAUGUCAAUGCCCAAAUGUCCAGACGACAAAGAAGACAGGAAGCUAUCAGGAGAGCUAUUGAGCAGGAGACUGAGGUUGAAGGAUUAUGGAGGCGCAGAGGCGAGGAUGUUCAGGUUGAUAAUUUUACGCCUCCUGUUGUUCAAGUGAACGUCGGGAAUCGAUGGAUUUCGGAACCCGAACCUCCCAUUCCAAGGUUUGCCGAGGUAAGGCGCAUAGGUGACGAUGAGCAGGUUGCCAAUGUGAACAGUAAUCUGGCAGAUGUCCAGAGCUUCCCUGUUCCUUCGUCUAUCCAUCCUGGACUUGGAGAUUCCUCUACCCCAGUUGAUCCAGCUUCUUCGUCCUCCCAUGCUGGUCAUGGAGUACCUGCAACCCCAAUUGAUCCAGCUGCACUGCCUUCGAUCCACAGUGGAUUUGGAAUUUCCUCCUACCAGGUUGAUCCAGGUGCUUCUUCCUCUGCUCCUAGUGGAACUAGAAGUCUUCAUAGGGAGAUUGGUACCCAGACGGAUUUUCCACCUGGUCUCACCCACAUGCAGAUGAGGGAUAUACAGAUGAUCACUACCAGCAGUAGGACCCCAGGAGCGGUCCACUUGUUUCCUGAAUGUCAGGCAUUGCGGGGUACCUCCAGUCUUAACCGAAGAAUGUUUUGUCGUUAUUGUCUUACCGCUGCCGAACGUUCAGGAACAUGA